AAAGAAAAGAAAAAAAACCGAAGAUGAUACACAGCGAAGGAGGGGCCGCUAAAAGCCAAUGUUGUCGGAAUUGGAUUUGAUUCUUCUUCACUUGCGCGAUUUCUCCGAUCAAAGUUCCUCACUUUCUCUCCCUUGAUCGACACCCACCACGCGUUAGAGAGAGAAAAAAAACCCCGAGAGAUCGGAAAGAUGGGUACGCUUCAGUCUUGGAGAAGAGCCUACGGUGCCAUCAAGGACACCACCAAAGUGGGUCUUGCCCAUGUCAAUAGCGAUUACGCGGAUUUGGACGUUGCCAUAGUCAAAGCCACGAACCACGUCGAGUGUCCCCCCAAAGAGAGGCACCUCAGAAAGAUUCUGUUUGCCACGUCUGCUGUGAGACCUAGGGCUGAUGUCGCUUACUGUAUCCAUGCGCUUUCGCGGCGGUUGACAAAGACGCGGAAUUGGACGGUGGCAUUGAAAACACUGAUAGUCAUCCAUAGGUUAUUGAGGGAGGGUGAUCCUACUUUUAGAGAAGAACUUCUGAAUUUCUCACAAAGAGGACGAAUUCUCCAACUAUCAAAUUUCAAGGAUGAUUCUAGCCCAAUUGCUUGGGAUUGCUCUGCCUGGGUACGUACCUAUGCGUUAUUUUUGGAAGAAAGACUUGAAUGCUUUCGGAUUCUGAAGUAUGAUAUUGAAGCUGAGCGUCUACCCAAACCUGCCCAAGGGCAGGAGAAGGGGUACAGCAAGACCAGGGAUUUGGAUAGUGAGGAGUUGUUGGAGCAGUUGCCUGCUUUGCAGCAGCUGCUGUAUCGACUUGUUGGUUGUCGGCCAGAAGGAGCAGCUGUUAGCAAUUAUGUGAUACAAUAUGCUCUUGCCCUGGUACUGAAAGAGAGCUUUAAAAUUUAUUGUGCUAUUAAUGACGGCAUUAUCAAUCUUGUUGAUAAGUUUUUUGAGAUGCCCAGACAUGAAGCUAUUAAAGCCCUUGAAGCCUAUAAACGUGCGGGUCAGCAGGCAGCAAGUCUAUCUGAUUUCUAUGAUGUUUGCAAAGGAUUGGAACUCGCUAGGAAUUUUCAGUUUCCUGUCUUAAGAGAGCCUCCACAAUCUUUUCUUACAACCAUGGAAGAGUACAUUAAGGAGGCACCACGAGUGGUUACAGUUCCAACUGAGCCAUUGCUUCAGUUGACUUACAGACCAGAAGAAGUUCUUGCAAUUGAAGAUGCUAAACCAUCUGAUGAAGAACAGGAGCCACCAGUUCCUGUUGAUAAUAAUGUUGUUGUCUCUGAUUCUGAACCUGCACCUCCACCACCACCACCGUCGUCUCACAACAAUUUUGAAACUGGAGACUUGCUGGGAUUGAAUGACACUGCACCUGAUGCAUCGUCCAUAGAGGAAAGAAAUGCUCUUGCCCUAGCCAUAGUCCCCACUGAAACUGGUACUACAUCAGCUUUUAACACGACUGCUGCUCAGACAAAAGAUUUUGAUCCAACCGGAUGGGAGCUUGCCCUGGUCAGCACUCCAAGUACUGAUAUUUCUGCAGCCAAUGAGAGACAAUUGGCUGGUGGAUUGGACUCUCUCACUCUUAAUAGCUUAUACGAUGAAGCGGCAUAUAGAUCUCAACAACCAGUAUAUGGAGCACCAGCCCCAAAUCCAUUUGAAAUGCAGGAUCCAUUUGCUCUAUCAAGCAGCAUCCCUCCCCCGCCAGCUGUCCAAUUGGCAGCAAUGCAACAGCAAGCAAAUCCAUUUGGUCCUUACCAACAACCAUUUCAGCCUCAGCCACAACCGCAGCAGCAGCAGCAUCAUAUGUUGAUGAACCCAGCAAAUCCCUUUGGGGAUGCAGGAUUUGGAGCAUUUCCUGCCCCCAAUCCUGCUCCUCACCCACAGAACAACAAUCCAUUUGGAAGCACAGGCUUGUUAUAAAGAACAAAUUCCUUUUUGAAGAUACGAGGAUGUAUUUAAUCGAUCAAGUUGGUUGGUUUUGAGCAAAUUGUAACAUGAGUUUCUCAUUUGUUGCUUGAUAUAUAGAUGUUUUCUGGAAUGGGAGGUGGUGUGCCUUGUAAAAUGCAGACAACACACUAUGUAUUGAUCAUUUUAUGAAUAUACAUAAUGGUGGGAUAGCUUUCUUUGAACGUUUCCCAACUCAAGUAAUUGGAACACUUUUACACAUGUUCAUAUAUCAUGUAUUCAUUGUAUGGUUCCACAUUUUGUAUUACAUUAUGUGUCAGUGUCAUAUUAUUGCUUUCA
This is a messenger RNA of Glycine soja, 2220 nucleotides long. RefSeq names its product putative clathrin assembly protein At2g01600. Lineage: Eukaryota; Viridiplantae; Streptophyta; Magnoliopsida; Fabales; Fabaceae. Gene Ontology annotation, biological process: clathrin-dependent endocytosis; clathrin coat assembly; vesicle budding from membrane. The transcript has 15 exons. Gene Ontology annotation, molecular function: clathrin heavy chain binding; 1-phosphatidylinositol binding; SNARE binding. Gene Ontology annotation, cellular component: clathrin-coated pit; clathrin-coated vesicle. The coding region runs from base 190 to 1896 and encodes 568 amino acids. The record is from RefSeq and is a predicted model, not a curated record.